This is a messenger RNA of Sardina pilchardus (European sardine), 4864 nucleotides long. RefSeq lists its product as uncharacterized. NCBI's taxonomy places the organism in Eukaryota, Metazoa, Chordata, Actinopteri, Clupeiformes, Clupeidae. The transcript is spliced from 7 exons. The record is from RefSeq and is a predicted model, not a curated record. Bases 216 to 1817 code for a protein of 533 amino acids.
CAAAAGCAGCUAUUGAGAGUGGGACUCAUUGCUUUGGUGUGGAAGGGACCACUACAGAGCUUUUGAGCUUACCUCCUCACCGUCAAGAGAAUUGAAGCUUGUGGCACUGGAAGAACUCACUGACUACUAUCCUUUGGCUGACUAUAUGAUCGGAUCAAGUCGUUUGGUAACCUUAAAAAGGCACAUCAUCAUAAAAGAACAAGACGAAUAGAAGGAUGAGCUCCCCAGCCUUUCUAAAAGUAAUUCUGAGUGACAACAGUAGUCAGAGGUUGAGUUUUCCAACUGGACUGCCUGGAUCUGUUUGUGAGCUAGUUUGUGAGGUACAAAGACAAUGUGGCCUCAACUCCUCUUUCAGACUUCAGUUUAUGGAUUCUCUCUUUGGGAAUGACUUCAUGAAUCUCACCUCAAUGGAUGAAGUGCAGGAUAGAGGCACAAUCAGAUUGAUUCCUUUGACACUUGGGACUUCACCUCCCCAGUGUUCUACCUCAGCAAUGGCUAAUCCUGAAGAACCCUCAGCCUCAUCUGUACCAACCUCAUCACAUAUCAGUGUCAAUACUGAUACACUCUCAUCACCUGACUCAUCCGGUUCAAGGUCAGUGUGGCCCAGCAUCUUCUGUGUUCCUCAGUUCUCCUAUGACGCAGAAUUGAAACUGGAGCGAGGCAAUGCAGCAUACAGGGAGGACGGCACCCAUCUUGUCAGUGAUCCAAAACUGCGAUCAAAUAUUCUAGAAGGUCUGAUACAGGAGGUACUAAGAUACAAGAUGUAUGUCAGUGACCGAUACUGGAACGAAGUUGGAGAGGCCCUCAUCAUGAAGCAUCCCUGCCUUACUGAACAAGGCUCAAUUUCCGGAUAUGCCGGAUGGAAGCAAAGCUUGAAAAACAAACUAGGCAUUUACCGUACACAUUUGAGAAAGCUGGGAUGCCGUGAGGUGAUGAUGAAUUCUAUCAAAAACAAACCAGGGGGCAGAGCAAGUGCUGCCUUAGGAGUAAAAAAACCAAAGCGGUCUGAGGUGAAUUACUGUCCUCCUUAUCCUACCGGAGAAUCUGAAACGAGUCUAGAGAAACUUAGGGUGGAGCUAGUCUCAGAUGUUAUGGUGAGACAUAACCGAGAAGUGGUGCGGAUGAAAAUGGAGAAGACCUUUGCAAUCAGGAGGUAUGAGGUGGUACGUGACACACCCAUGAUCCAGGACUUCCAGCCCAGAUGGCCAGCGCUCUUUGAAGUAGACGAGCAACAAGGGCAGCAGACCAAUGAAGACUCCUCUAUACAUCCUAUUAUGCGAAAAGGCUUUGGAUUCACAGGAAAAAAGUGUUACACUAGUGGAACAGACAUGCACAAAGCCUACCAGCCACUUAAACCUUCUACUAACAAGUACCUCCAGAAAAAAUGGGACCAGACAUACUAUGAAGAGCACCGCAGUAAGGUCAAAAACGCAAAAUCAGUUGUUGACACCAAAGGUAUUGAGACACCCUUGCAUGUUCAUCUGAAACUGAAAAAGUUACAGUUACAGGAGGAAAAACUGGCCGUAAUUGAGAGGGACAACCGUCUCCUCUCCUCCAGAUUGGCUGAUAUUAUGCGGUCAAGGGGACUGGUGGACCACAGGAAUUAUUACUCUGAACACAGCAGUCUAAACACAGAAAGAAGACGAGAAGAGUUUUUGCAAGUGAGUUGCGAGAACCAGGCUAUCCUACAGAGAAUAAGAGCGUGCGAAUCUGAUUACUGCCGGCAACGGUGGCAAGAAAGCUGGAAGAAUAUAGAGCACCAAAGGGAUGACAUUGCAAGGUAUCCACGUAAAUUGGCAAAGAAAAAAAUAACAUAAAUGUGGCAUCCAGGAAUGCAUAGCCAUUUGAAUCAUGGAAUUCCUUAUCAUCAGUGCUCUUACAACUGUAAUCCUAACCUUCAGUAGGCACAGGGUGUGAGGUGCAUGUAUGUCGAUGACACAGUAAUCUAUGUUCAGCCAGACUUCACGGCAACACACCAGUCACAUGUCACAUCAACAGGUACAUAAAUGGUUGGUUAACUCACACUUGCAUCUCAAUGUUAAGUCUGCAUGUUUUUUUGUAUUUUUUAGAAAGACACACACUGCACCAGACUGUGACCCCAUUAGUCUGUAUUUCUGGAGAGAUCAUUCAAACAGUCUUACAUAUUGGGAUAUAUCUUGGGAUUAUUCUUGACUCCACUUUUUCUUUCAAAAAACAUGUGAAAUUAGUAUAACAUUAUGUGGUAAAUUUGAAAUACAUCGCCUAUAAAAUGUUAGCCUGGUCCUACCAUACUCUUGUACAUUCAUAAUGUACAGAGAGUCUGGCACUUUCCAUUGUGAAACAUGAACUUCCUUGAAUGCGGACACUCUGAUGUUUAAAACUAUUGGAUCUGCCAUAACCAAUUGCAAACGUUUGGUUGUGACGUGACAUGCUCAAACUAGCGCACAACCUCAACGUCAUCAUUCUCGGCUACUCCCUCUGUUCGCUGAUUGGACCUGCACAACUUUGUGUUGAGAAAACCCACGAAUAUACCGCAGACCCAGGCUGUGUCUGAAACAUAAGUACACACGCUGUGUGCAUUUUCCGGAAGUUACGUCAGAAUAGACUGUUCGAAAGUCAAGCGCUCUCACUAGAUGGGUACUUCGUUUGGCGUGAUUUCCAAGCGUGCAUCGAUGCAUCUUUUUUGGCCUCAGAUAUCCCAUAAUCCAUUGCGCAGCGCAGGUCAAGCUCCACACGUCAUGCAAAUCGUCAACACACCCCCCCAGGUGACGCCAACUAGUUUGUGCUGUCCAAAUGUAGGUAGGGACGCAUACUGAGGAGCAAGCUAACUGAGACGCUACUGGAAAGAAGGUACUAUCCAGCGUGCGCGCUUGACUUUUGGACACAGCCCCAGACGACGUAGCGAAGGGAAAUGAAAAGUGAGCGGAAGUACUUAAGGUGGAGCCAGGCUAAUCUUUACUGCUUUUAUAUAUGGAAUCUUGAUCAAUUUCAUCUGAAUCUUUUUUUAACUUUAAUUUAAGCCUACAAAAAUCUUCAAUGUUGAAGUGGAAGCAGAUUUACACAAAGUAAUGUUAAAGGAAUAGUUCGGAAUUUUGGACAUAGGACCUCAUUUCCAACUUUGCCGAGGUGAUAUAGGUCGGUGGAGACAGUUUUUAUUGCGUUUAACCCCUUCCUUAAGUUGCAGCGUUCCCCCUUGCUAAUGCUGGUUCUGAGCUAACGCAUUUCAACGGUAACAUCCAAAACAGUCUUACUCACUCCACAGCACACCUGAGACAAGUAAAUUAAAACGUCAGACUAUCGAUGUACAUGUCCGUGUUGAUAGAAUAAUUUUAGAAAUAAAACUAACCUUGCAACUCAAUGAUUUAUUACAUUUUGAGGGACUAGUUUCUCAAUAUCAAUCCGUUACUGCCAUACAGGGAACAAAUUAGGCUAUUGCAAUGCGAUGCAAGGUUCUAACAUUGUUCUAUCAACACAGGCAUGUGCAUCGAUAGUCUGACAUUAUAAUUGAUUUGUUUCGGGUGUUCUGUGGAGUGGAUUAAGACUGUUUUCAGUGGCAGGCUGGAUGUUACCGUUGACUUGCGUUAUCUCGGCACCAGAUUAGCAACAAAUGAACGCUGCAAUUUAAGGAAGGGCAGAAAUUCACUGAAAAUGGUCUCCACCGACCUAUAUCACCCCGACUAAGUUGGAAAUGAGGUCCUAUGUCCAAAAUUCCGAACUAUUCCUUUAAUUAAUUAAAAAACAUAAUGCAAAAUAAGUAUUCACUUUGGCAUCAAAGAGGGAGAAGAAAGACCAAAUUAAAUCGAUCCAUUAUAGAAACAGUAAAAGGAGAAAUAUCCAAGGGAGAAUGCAAUGAUAAGCUGGAAACACUGAAUCCUAUUCUCUCUCUUUGGCUUUUGAGCAGUUAGACAUGUGAACACUUCUAACUGUAUAGGAAUUUGUAUUUUAUUAAUGUUGAUGCUGGCAUUUCUACCUGAUGGUAAUUCUGUCAUCUGCUUGUGAUGUGAGUGAUGAAUUUAGUUUCUGUGGGGGUUGUGUUUAUGUCCAGCUUUUGUUUGUGUUCUUCUUUGUGUUGGUGUUUUUGUUUUUGCCUACAUGAUGGAUGGCUUGUCUUGUGUUGUUGUCUCCUUAAAGGGAACAUCCAGUGUUAUGGGUUUUAGACAUGUUAAGUAUGACCAUAAGCUAGAGUCAUGGACGAGGGGUGACCCUAUUCAGAUCCAAAGUAUGCCAUUUUAAUGACAUUAAAUGAAUUUAAGACUCGAUAAGUCUAUUGACGCAUCAUUACGCAUCAGGGGGGUAUUCCAUCAACCCAGCUAACCGUAAAUCGCGGCUAACUUUGAUAAGCCUCGCUAAUUUUAGAGAGAGUUCGGUUCCAUUACUCCCGCUAACAGGAAUCUCAGCUGAGUUGCUGGGGUAACAUAUGCUUCUGAACUAACCUGGUCGGUGGCAGGCUAACUGCCGAGCUAAAUUAAUCUGUGUUGCAAAAAAAAAAACACCAGUCGGAAAACGAGUCCCAAAAGUUGGUUCCGUCAACCUGUGCUUUCGUCACCUGUAGCCUACAACUUAAAAAAUAGAAGGAGAAACUUUUUUCCGACAGUGUUGCAAGCAUUGAUUAAGGCUACCUAUUCGCUAGUUUCAAAGAAUUUCUGAAAAUUAUGCAACUUACAUUGUUUGAACUUGAUCAGUGUGUGGUCCAAGGAAACGUGCGGCUCUCAUGGUGUCUUGCGCAGCGUGACAGGACAUCAAUCGAGUUAUGUUUUGCGUGUUCUCGGGUUCGGUUCCAAUGCGAUGAAUUUACAAAGGCUAUGUUAACACAUUAAUAAUGCUAGUUUAGUUAUAGGCUACUCUUUAAUGAAAGGCAUAUCACUAUUGAUAAAGGGUCAUGUAC